AUGAAUACGCCUGCUGAAAUCACAAGCAACUGGUCUAAUUGCUCAACAUGCCAAAGCAUUCGUUUGACAAUCAAGCCAAACGUAGAUGAGAAACCCGUUCUUCUUCACUCUGCCAAAAAUCAAGCCUUGUAUGACAUAUUGUAUGAAUUGUGUGAGCGCUAUCCACAUAUCUGGAGAAGGGAUGCCCAAUAUCAUUUUUACAUUGAAAUUGGUGGUCUUUACCAUACGAUUGACGAUCCGACAUGGUUGAGAGACAAGGACGUGUUGAUCGUAACACUUACAGAAACAUUGGAGGAAUUACCUUCUGUAAAUCUAAAUGCUGUUCAUGCUUCAUUGAGGAAAAAGAUCGAAUUGCGCCCUCACCAAAUUGAAGGUGUAAACAAAAUGAUUUUCAUGGAAAAAGCAUAUCGAGGUGGUAUAUUGGCAGAUGAAAUGGGUCUCGGGAAGACUGUUCAAACACUUAUGGUUAUAUUGCGUCAACAGCCUGUGUUAAAUAUUCAUGCAUGUACACUUGUUGUAGUACCCUCUCGUGGUAUUGCAGAUCAAUGGGCAGAAGAAAUCCGUACCAAAACUACAUACGGUAGUUUGCCUUACUUCAUAUACCAAGAUGAUUCGGCUGCACUUAUCGAACAACCGUGUUUUCGUAUUGUCAUUACCACUUAUGAUAAAGUUCGAUCGGAAUACAAAAGGGAGGCACACAAUCGAUCUCUCCGUCAAGGAAGACUUGAAGAUGCACCAUUAUUCAGCGUCGAGUGGCAUAGAGUUGUUUUAGAUGAAUCCCAUAAAGUGAGAGCCAACACAAUGUUAUAUAGUUCUGUCAAAGCCCUACAAGCUAAGUUCAGGUGGUGUUUAUCAGGUACACCUUUCCAAAAUGAUGUGACUGAAUUAUAUCCAAUCUUUUCAUUCCUGAAAAUUGAGAUGGAUCUGAAAAAGAGAAAAGAAGAUGAUUAUAUGAAAGAGCUUUUAAAAACACACAUGAUCCGAAGGACAAAAUCUGCUUUGCAAUCUGAACUGACAAUGUUACCACGACAAGAAAGACGAAUAGUAUUAGAAUUCACACUUCCAGAACGGGCUUUAUACGAUUAUCUAGAGCGAUUAUUAUACUAUCAAUUGAGUCGAAUCAAAGAGUCUGGAGACGGAAAUUCAUUGUUGACAUCAUCGGCUAUUCUAUAUUUGAGAUUGAAACAGGUGUGUGGUCACCAUAUGAUUUUGUUGGAAAAAUUCCCAGAUUUGAUUCCUUUGGCUAGAUCUGGAAACGACGAAUCGCUGGUAACAAGUUUACAAGAUGUAGAUGUGCAACGAGAAAAGAAUUACUACGAUGAAACAUCCGAGUUUGAGCAGGCUUUGGAAAUCAUUGAAAGUUACUACGAUCAGUUUGGAAAUUUACAAGACCCUAUCGAUCUUUCACAAUUGCAGAGGUUGAAGUUGAUUAAGAAUUCUACAAAAGUGCUGUGGUUAGCGAAUUUUCUUCAAACAUUACUAAGUGAAGAUCUGUCAGAUAAAAUCGUUGUUGUAUCUCAAUUUGUGGAUGUUAUUACAAAAGUUGGCGAGGUAUUAACUAAUGCAAGAAUUCAAUGUCAAGCAUAUCAUGGUGGUAUGAGUAUUUAUGCAAGAAAAUGUGCUUUACAAAAAUUCAAUCAUGACCCAAAGGUCAGAGUUUUAGUCAUGUCGUUAAAGGCUGGCGGUGUGGGUUUAAACUUACAGAGAGCGAAUCACAUGAUAAUCAUGGAUAGAUGGUGGAAUCCUGCCACGAUGGAUCAAGCAAUUGCCAGAAUUCAUAGAAUGACUCAAAUAAAGGAAACGUUUAUCCAUACCGUAGUAAUCAAAGAUACGAUCGAAGAAUCUUUAAUGGAUAAUAUUUUAAACAAAAAGGUAAGCGACAACUGA
This is a messenger RNA of Mucor mucedo, 1887 nucleotides long. RefSeq names its product SNF2 family N-terminal domain-containing protein. Bases 1 to 1887 code for a protein of 628 amino acids. Lineage: Eukaryota; Fungi; Mucoromycota; Mucoromycetes; Mucorales; Mucoraceae. Gene Ontology annotation, cellular component: cytoplasm. Gene Ontology annotation, molecular function: ATP-dependent chromatin remodeler activity; ATP binding. The transcript has 8 exons. The record is from RefSeq and is a predicted model, not a curated record.